Messenger RNA from Hemibagrus wyckioides, 5400 nucleotides. RefSeq names its product F-box protein 36b (gene fbxo36b). The transcript is spliced from 4 exons. Lineage: Eukaryota; Metazoa; Chordata; Actinopteri; Siluriformes; Bagridae. Gene Ontology annotation, molecular function: protein binding. Bases 22 to 618 code for a protein of 198 amino acids. The record is from RefSeq and is a predicted model, not a curated record.
UGUCAUGGUGACGCGUGGAUCAUGGCGCAGCUGCUGGGAGAGCCGCUGUUCGAGGUCAGCUCUCGGGGACCUGCACCGAUUAAAGACUAUUUCUGUUUCCAGAUCACUCGGAGUGAGGUGAUUUGGCGCUGGUGGAAGAUUACUUUACGCCUGGAGUCCUGCAGCACGAGACCAGGAGAGGUACGAGAGUCACAUCCAGAGUUUCUCGAGGACAGACAACUGCAGGGUCAGGUGUUGAUGGUGUUUGGUCCUGGUGUCCUGCAGUACUCUAAGCGUCUGUGUGAGGGUCAGUAUGAUUAUCUUCAGCGUCUGCCUGAUUCUUUACUCCUCCACAUCAUGGCACAUUUACAGCUGGAGGACGUGAGACACCUGGCACACACCUGUCACAGGUUCAAACAGCUCUGUAGCUCCGAGCAGUUUUGGGAGCAGACUGUACGGCUGCAUUGUGACACAGUGAGUCCUGGGAUGGAGGAUUUGGCCCGAGAGGUGGGAUGGAGGUGUGUGUUUUUCACCAACAAACUCCAGCUACAAAAGCAGAUCCGCCGCCGCAGAGCAGAACAUGAACACACACCUGCAGACCAUUCACUCGCUAACACGUCUGAACAUCUACACGUCUGAUCAUCUACACGUCUGAACAUCUGAUUGAUCCAGCACACUUUACACUAAAACAUUUAUACACUCUUUGUAUACAUUAAUAAUUUUUAUAUAAUUUUACACUAAAUAUAAAUAUAUACAGUAUGUUACACUUUAGAUUUGUUUUACAAAUGAAAUACAAAUUCUUUAUUAAUUAAAUCAGUCAUGUUUUCCUGACACUAGAAUCUUUCUUAGCAAUUUUAUUACAAUUUUAUUUACUACAUUCAUUUCAAUUGAAAUAAAAUCCAGAAAUGUUCAGCUGUAAUUUAGUUAGUUUAUUAGAAAUCAUCCUAUGAAAUUCAAAAACAUUCAUUUUAUUUUUAUUUCAUUUCUCUGGAUGAAAUUCUAUACAAGAAAUUUUAUACAAAAUCUUUGGAGCGAGUUUUAUAUCCCAAAUGAAUAAUCAAAUAAAUACAUAAACAUCACACCAAAAAUUCAUUAAAAAACUAUUAAAACAGACAAGAAGUUAAUUGUUCAUCUGAACUCAGGUGUAAACAGCAGUUCAUCAUUUACACCAGUACACACGGCUCCCCAUCACACCACAUCAACUGGAACUUUUCAAGGUCAUUCAUACUUUUAUAAAAGUUGAAAUCAACAAAGACCCUUGUUCUGACCAGUCUCUGAAAAAUUACAGUAACAUCAUGUUGUGUGUUCUGUGUCACUUUGUUUUUUCUGCUGGUGUAGAUGGCCAGUUUCACCUGGUCCAGGAUAAAAUUGACCAGCUGACACUUGAACCUUUCUUUUCUGGUGUAUUUAAAACCAAGGAUAAAAACCUGUGGGGUAAAAACCGUGUUAGAACACUCCACUGCAGGUCACCUGUUCUUUUAGUUAACGUUGGUUUGUAAAACGUUCGCCACUCUGGCUUUACAUCAUCAUUCAGCCCGAGGACACUGCGCCAGGGCGUGUCUGCCCUCCCGUCUAACCAUCUCUUAUUGUACACUUUUACACACAGUUUGUAGAGGCUCUUACCCGAGGCUGAGUUAAGGCCUGUAGCUGUUCUUUCCCCAUCUCCGAGGAGGGGACCUGAGACCUCUGACAGAUUGGGUACAAUAGUUACGACUGUAUUCAGCACACCCUCCUCAGAGCUGACCACCCCUGUGCAGAAGUCCCUGAGCUGCAUGCGCUCCUCAGAUGUGAGUGCUGACCUCCACCUCUGUAAAAGCUGUGCAAUCAUACAUACAGACUUCACCCUUAGCCAUGUUGCUACAUCAUCUGAGUGAGCAAAGUCCACUGCUCUCCAUGAGAGGUUCUCUGGGCCAGUGAGGAGCUUCUGUACAUGACAAAGACGAAAAGCCACAGUCCUGCUGGAUAAGUCCUUGUCCGCUCUCUUCCUUGGGUAGGUAUAGAAUGCUUUGUGGUAAUCAGUGCAGCUUGUCCCAGAAGAAGUCCACCAUCAUGGCCUGCAGGUCUGCUAAUAGUUUUGGAGGGGGGGGGUCAAUACAGGCCAGUCUGUGCCAUAACAUUGCAGCAACUAGAUUAUUUACAACCCAAGUUCUUUGGAACGAGCCACUUCCAUUUAUUCAGACGUCCUUUUAGCUUUUCACUUAUGCCUUCCCUGUUUUUCUUAACAUAGCUGCUGUCUCCCAGGUACACUCUCAAAUAUUUAAAACCACCUGUUCUCCAGGUCAAAUUAUCUGGGAGACAUGGUUCCACCUUUCCAGUCCCCGACUAAAAUGGCUUCACUUUUGUUCCGGUUUACUUUUGCAGAUGAUAUCAAAUUAAAUUAUGAGGUCAGUUAAAAUAUCAAUAUCUCUGUUCAGUCACCAUCACAACAACAUUAUCAGCAUAGGCAGAAACACAGUAUGGGGUAUUAGACCUUGGUAUAGACAGACCAGUAAUCUUGCUUCUUAUCUGGCAUAGUAAAGGUUCUAUGGCUAGGGUGUAUAACAUGCCAGACAGAGAGCAGCCCUGCCUAAUACCCCUAUACACUUUAAAAGGCACAGAUAAACCAACAUUAACUUUCAGUACGCUCUCAAUGUUGUUAUACAGCACCUGGAUCAUGGCCUUGAACCCGGAGUUGAACCCAAAAUUCUCUAACGCCCUCCACAAAUACUGGUGUUCAACCCAAUCGAAAGCCUUCUCCUGAUCCAUGAAAAUAAGACCAGUCUUCAGCCCCAAUAGCCUAGAGACGUCCAAAAUGUCAUGAAUUAACUGUACAUUGUCGUAGAUAGACCUGCCAGGCACACAGUACGUCUGGUCAAAGUGGACAAUUUGCUCCAUCACCUUUCCUAGCCUUGUUGCUAAUGCUUUUGAGAGCACCUUGCAGUCUGUGCAGAGUAAGGAGACAGGGCGCCAGUUCCUGAGGUCAGUCUGAUCGCCUUUCUUUGGGAGUAGGGUCAGGACUGCUCAGAGGCAGUCUGCCUUCACUUAUGCUCACCCUCAACACUUCCAGCAAGUCCUGCCCUAUCACUGAACAGAAAGCCUUAAAAAACUCAACCGAAAGCCCAUCAAUGCCAGGUGACCGCCCAUUCUGCAUGCUGUUAAUCGCAACCUCCAACUCCUCAAGGGUCAGCUCCCUGUCCAGUUCCCUAGCUGACUCCUCGGUUAUUAUUUUAGGAAGAUUCCUGCCAAAAUUUUCCUCCACCUCUGGCACAGCUGGAAGCUCACUCUCAUACAGCUUUGAGUAAAAGCUGACUGUCUGCUUGCGAAUUUCAGUAGGAUCAGUAACAAGCUCCCCUGAAUCUGUAUGCAAAGCAUGUAUAAACCUUUUCUGUCCAUUUUUUUUCUCAAGACUAAAGAAGAACUUGGACAGAGCGUCCACCUCUGUUACGCUUUUAAAGCGCGAGCGGACCAGCGCCCCCUGCACUGUCGUGUCCAACAACUUGCCCAACGCAUGUUUUUCUUUUUGAGAGCCUCAAUAUGGCCUCGAUUUCCUGUGGACUCCACCAAACCCUGGAGUUCCACUACCUCAAUCUCUGGAGCUCUAAGUGAUCUGGUGAUGUCCUUAGUCACAUUGUAAGCGUACUGUUGACAAAAUAUUUGAAUGUGCACUUUUGCCACAUCCCAUGUAAAAACUGGCUUCUGGAGCCUAAAAGUAUCCUAAAAGAAAAUAAAACUCUCCCUAAAAUUAAUAUCAUCUAAAAGAGCAGCAUUAAAAUGCCAGUAGGCACUACGUGGCUUUACAUUGCUCUUCUUAAAAGUGCACUGUACCAUACAAUGAUCUGAAAACCCCACAGGAUAAACAACACAGGACCUAAAAAUAUUCAGCUGAUGUUUAAAAGUGUAAAAACGAUCAAGCCUGGCUAGUGAGAGGAGGUUCUCUUUACAAUGGGACCAGGUGUAUUGUCUCUCUGUUUAAUGGAAAGCCCUCCAAACAUCACUCAGGUCAUGUGUUGUGAUCAGUGUUGGGAAGGUUACUUGUAAUAGGUUCCAGUAAUAGGUUAAUGGUUAAUGUAAUCGGUUCCAGAUUACAGGUUCCUCUGUUUAAAAUGUAAUAAGUAAUGUAACUUUUCAAUGACUUUAUAAAAGUAAAGUAACUGAUUACAUUUGAUUACUUUUAAGUUUCUAAUGGAUAUUUUCAAUCAUUUCCAAACAUUUAUCCCAGGCCGGGUUAACCUUACAGUAGAACUCAACUCUGUUUACUGUUAGAAUUUUAAAUCUUUUCAUCACUUGAAUUAAGAUUAUAUUAAUUUAGUUUUAAGCCCAGCCACAAAACCAGACUUCAGAACAAAAACUGUUUAAUACUGUUUUAGGAAUCAAAUCUUUGCAUAGCUAUGACAGGACACACUGGCAAGUAACAAUGCCUUGGGAAAAAACAAUCUGUAAAGAGUCAUCAUAAUGUACGCUACAGUGCUAAAAUAACUAAGUUAUAUUAGAUCUGACACCAACACAUUUACAAGGAGGAAAAGUGUGAGAUAUAUAUUUUCUGUCAAAGGUUCAUAAAUAGAAGUGUGCCUGGUAAAGGUAGCUAGCAGCAGGGACAAUUUUAGGAUUUUCAUUUAAGGGGGGCUCCGCCCCCAAUGAGGGUAUAAUAGUAAAAAUAAAUAAUAAAUAAAUAAAUAAUAUAAUAAAAUAAAGAUUUGACUAACAGGGUAGGAUGGUAAACUUAAUGCAGCAUUCCACUGUAUUGCAUAGAUAUUGCAACAUUUGAGUACUAAACAAGACAAAUACAAGUCAUCCUGAUCUCACACACACACACACACACACUUGUCCUCUGAUUCUCGCUCUGUGACACCACGGUUUGCGGAUUGAAGAACGCGCUGAAAGAGGGGGAGGAGCCGAAGAGCCGCCGUUUUCAUAUGAAAUGUAAAGGUGACUGAGGAGGUCACUUAUUCGUGUACAGUUUAUGGAGAAUCGCAGAAUUUUAGGGGGGCUUUAAAAUGGCCUAGCGACGCCCAUGGCAAGCAGACUAGCUAAUUUGUUGUGAAUGUUAUGAAUACAGGUCUUGAGUACACUGUGGGCUCGAUGAACGCGCAGGAGCGUUUUAGUGGAUUUUUUCCACAGAGCAGCUUCAGUAAAUCAACUGACCACUCCGUCACUUUUUAUUAUACAGAAAUGAGUAAUAUAUCAUUCCAAACUAAAGGGUCUGUUAUUUCUGUACACUCACAAUAAUGACAAAAAUUAUACAUUUUAAAUACACUAUAUUGCCAAAAGUAUUCGCUCACCUGCCUUGACUCGCAUAUGAACUUAAGUGACAUCCCAUUCCUAAUCCAUAGGGUUCAAUAUGACGUCGGUCCACCCUUUGCAGCUAUAACAGCUUCAACUCUUCUGGAAAGGCUGUCCACAAGGUUUAGGAGUGUGUUUAUGGGAAUUUUUGACCAUUCUUCC